This is a messenger RNA of Triticum dicoccoides, 1498 nucleotides long. RefSeq lists its product as uncharacterized. NCBI's taxonomy places the organism in Eukaryota, Viridiplantae, Streptophyta, Magnoliopsida, Poales, Poaceae. Gene Ontology annotation, cellular component: Golgi apparatus. The coding region runs from base 109 to 1221 and encodes 370 amino acids. The transcript is spliced from 6 exons. The record is from RefSeq and is a predicted model, not a curated record.
CCCCGGCCCGUCUACUAACAAACCCACGCCCGGCGACGAAGACUUCGAAGCUCGAGCCGCCCGUUUCCACACCCGUUCCCACCACCGCCCCCACCGCCCGGCUCUUCCAUGGACGGCCUCCAGCGCCGGCCCGCGGCGGCGGCCGCCGCGAGCGCGAGGGGCGAGGGGCAGCCUCCGGGCGGGCAGCGCGUCAUCCACUGCGACGUCGAGCCGGCGCCGCGGGCGUGGCCCGGGAUGCAGAUGCUGGCCCUCGCCGCCGUCCUCGUGCUCGGGGGCCUCCAGUUCCUGCCGGCCACCCACUUCCGCCACCCCGCCGACCCCUCCCGCACCUGGGUCCCCUUCGACUCCUCGCGCCACCCCCAGGAUCUGUCCCAUGAGGUUAAAACUGUAGAUGUCUACUCUUCGAUAAGCUGUCUGGAUCUUCGUACUCUCGCUGUGCUGACAAACUCCACCCUGUCCAGCUCAAGUGAUCCGCAUCAUGUAUCCUUCAAUUUCUUGAUACCUGAAGGAGGCAAUGAUCAAGUGCCCUACUACAAGAUAAAAGCAGUGCUACCUGAUUCAAAUAUUACUGUUACUAGCCAGAAGAAAAUCAAGGAUAAGCUAAAUCUUGCCACUCCAGAAGGAAACUUUUUUGCGUCAUUCCCCAAUGAACUGUCACCAAUCGUUAUUGCAAGGGCUCUCUCACGAACGAGAUAUGUUUAUAUCUCAGCAGACUCAAUCAUAAAGGGCAAAAUUGAAGACCUUGUUCGCAUUGAUUUGGGCAGUUAUGCGGUGGGUGCCUCUGAAGAUUGUAGCAAGUGCGUUGGAGAUUACAUCAGUAUGGAUGUUCUGAAUGCUGUGCAAAGAACAGCUCCAAGAGGUUUGCUACAUCAUACUGUAACUUUUGACAAGGACACGUGCUUCCUUGAUUUUGAUGUGCUUCUGGUGGAGCCACGUAAUAUAAAGAGGAAUCUCAUUGACUCUAUCGCCUUUUGGACCAAGGCUGUCAACCUAGCUAAUCAAAGGGACAGCGUUAUGUUGGCAAUGACUCUGGCCUUCUAUAACGAUUAUCUAAAGCUCCCUACCAACUGGAAGCGCGCAGACACUAACACAGACAUUCUCUACUAUGACGGACCCAAGAAUGUUUGCGCUGAAGAUGGCCGUCAGCACCAAGAAAAAGGCUCGGGCGAGAUCUGGCAGCAGUACCUUGGUCCGAAGUCCGACUCGCUGUUGAGCGCCUGAAAGACGGCAUUUCAUCCUAUGUUCUCCACCAGUGGAAGAUCAGCAUUUGAGAUAGGGCGUUCAACCUUUCAGCUGUAGCACAGGAUAUAAGAGGACGCGGGUUACCUAUUAACGUAUCACACAUACCAGUGAAAGAUAGCAUGUUUUUUUGUUACCAAAGGAUCACCAAAAUGUUGUGCUCAGUAAACUGAUUUCGUUCAGGCAAGUCAAACCCAUGUCUUAUCUGUAGAAGAAUAUUUUAGAAGCAUAUAAGCACAUCUUUUGUCUGCAUUUCUUU